GGCGUGUUGGUUAGUGCAAUGUGUUAGCAGGCGUGUAGUUUAAUGCAGUGUGUUUGUAGGUCCUGGGUUAAUGUAUACUGCGUGGUUAGCAAAGGAGACCUGGGUUUUUAUAAAGAUGCCAAGGGAUAUAAAUCAGGAGUAACCUAUAAUGGAGAGCCUCUCAUCACUCUGAGUGAGUCCAACUGCGAAAUUGCUAGCAACUACAAGAAGAAGAAGUUUGUCUUUAAAGUCCGAAUGAAUGACGGUAGUGAAUACCUGUUCCAGGCUAAGGAUGAGGAGGAAAUGAACAACUGGAUCAAGACUAUUUCCACAGCCAUCACAGAACAUGCACAAAUCGCUCAGCAAGGCGGUCAGAUGCCUCUUACUACCUCCUCCACUGAUGAAGGCAAUCCUAAACGGGACAGUGACCGAAGAUUCAGUCUCUUUGGAAAGAAGAAGUGAGGACAAGAAAACACCAUUGGCUUUGUAUUGCACAGAUUGGAUCCUUACAGUCGCUUAUAGGGACGGAUUCUCACUUGGUGAUGUAGAAAUUGUUUCAUCUUGAACCUGAGCAACUAGUGUUUUUAAUUUGACAAUUUAAACAGGAGUUGGACAAUUGCAAGUGCAUAUUUUGGAUGGGUCUGUGACAAUUUUCUAUUAAAAUCCUCUUCCGCUUUUGGUGCACAUUUGUGGAUCCAAUUGGCUGUUGACUGGAAUUCUCUGACCUAAUAGUGUGGGAUCUAGUCCUGGUCGGAUGUUUCAGACCCGGCACGUGAUCAGAUUGUUGGCUUUUGGACCAAGUUGUCACUUAAUGCCCCGGUUCCAAAUGUUCAGCUGCAUUUUGGUUUGAGAAUAAGUGAAUGUGAGAAAUGUCCAAACUUUUUUUCUGUUAAUUAAA
Messenger RNA from Rhincodon typus (whale shark), 877 nucleotides. Its product is annotated as spectrin beta chain, non-erythrocytic 4-like. Gene Ontology annotation, molecular function: protein binding; phospholipid binding. The transcript has 4 exons. The record is from RefSeq and is a predicted model, not a curated record. NCBI's taxonomy places the organism in Eukaryota, Metazoa, Chordata, Chondrichthyes, Orectolobiformes, Rhincodontidae. Bases 43 to 441 code for a protein of 132 amino acids.